AUGGCUGCGGCGAUUUCCGGUGAACUUCUACCACCAUGUGAACAAGAGCUUGAGAGUAAUGAUGGCGAAAGUGCCGAUUAUGGGAGCACUUCAACUUCGAGCGUGAUAGAAGUUGGAGGGGGUAGUAGGCAACCUUCGACGUCUGGUCACCAAAGCGAGGGGACCGAGGCUGAAGUUUCAGCCAUUGCCCCUAGAGAAGGGGUCUUGAGUGUAGUGACUGGGCGAAAGAGAGUGCCGAUGGCGAAGCCAAGCUCCCAGUAUUUGGGCCGUUGGAGUCCUGGUGAAGUGGUCUUCUUCACCAAUGUCUUCAAACAUGCGCUUCGGCGCCGAAGAUCCUUGCCCAGAUCAGCUACGCCCUUGGGCAUCGAAUUGCCUUUCGGCAGGUCAGCGAGGGAACUUCGUGGUCGGGGUGUCAAGCUCUCAGAAUACCUAGCGUCAGCGUCAGGUGCUGGUGUCCGAAUCUUGGGUGUCGGCACUAGGGUGGCUAGUGGUAGGGCAAUGCCCGAAGCUACAAGGAGGCCGCUGGAGUCACGAGCCCCUCAGAAGAAGAAAGAAGGCCCACCGCGGCAGAGGACGAAGGCUCCUUGUCAAGCCGAAGGGCCCUCAGCUGAGGAGGUGAUGGUGGCUGGGCGUCGCAGGGAGAAGAGGGUGGCCGAGGCUGAGGAAGUCAGGGAGGCAUAUCUCCAAGUGUCGGGGAAGAGGCCGAGAGGGCCGAGUGAGGAUGUGGCCGUCCUCAUUCUUGAUGACGAGGAGGGGGCCGAUGCUAAGCCGGUGAACAUGGCUUGCCACUGGAAGGUUGUGCCGUUCGUGAACUGUUUCAUUGAUGGCAUUCAAAUGGAGCUCCCAGAGCUUGAGCAGCUACCGAUGAAGACGCUGCGCGAGCAGAUUGCCGAGGCUGGGAAGCUAAUCCAAGAUGCAGAUCUGCAUGCUGGGGAAAAUGCCGCGAAGAUUGCAGAGCUAUCCUUGAAGUUGGCCGAGGCUGAGAAGGAAGUUGUCCUUCGGUCUUGUGCUACAAAGGUGGAAGAGGCCAAGAAAAAAGGUUGUAGCUGA
Molecule: messenger RNA, 1050 nt
Organism: Prunus armeniaca (apricot)
Lineage: Eukaryota; Viridiplantae; Streptophyta; Magnoliopsida; Rosales; Rosaceae
Source: the annotation of a GenBank genome assembly